AUGGCCGAUGAAACUCCACACCGAGCUACCCCAGAUCCCAUCGAGAAGGAGAAAGAGAGUCCGACACAGGAAGACACACCACCACCACCUCCAGUGACGGUGCCCCUACCAACACCACCAGUGGCGGCUGAGGUGGAGUCUGUUUCGGUAACUGAGAAAGAGACAUCACUUCCGACACCACCAGUGAUGGCGGAGGCAGUGUCUGUUUCCGUGACAAAAAAAGAGACACCUCUAGGGCCAGAAUUAGACCCGCCAGUGAAAACUUCAACUACCCGUGAUGAAGUUAUUGAAUCAGAGAGAGAAAAAUCAACAGAACCAAAGAAAAUUCCUGUGUCUUUGGUUUCUUUCAAAGAAGAGAGCAACAUAGCGGCAGAUCUCUCUGGUUUUGAGAAAAGGGCACUUGAUGAAUUGAAGCAGCUAGUUCAAGAAGCCCUCAACACCUACCAAAUUGCCAGCCCACCGCCAUUACAAACCCAAAAAACUCCAGCUGAACCCACAAAUCUCUCUGCAGAAGCUCCACCACCAACACAUAGCGAAACCCCCACCACGGAAUUGCAGAGUACCAAAGAAAAACAACCGGAAACGUUAGAUACUGAGACUACAACAUUGCCCGUAGAAAUCUGUAUUUGGGGUGUGCCACUUCUUAAAGAUGAUAGGAGUGAUGUGAUCUUGCUCAAGUUCUUGAGAGCCAGAGACUUCAAAGUGAAAGAUGCUUUUGUGAUGCUCAAGAACACUAUUCGCUGGAGAAAAGAGUUUGGCAUUGAUGAACUAAUCAACGAGGACUUAGGUGAUGAUCUUGAAAAGGUUGUUUUUAUGCAUGGUUUCGAUAAGGACGGUCACCCGGUGUGUUACAAUGUCUAUGGGGAGUUUCAGAACAAGGAGUUGUAUAAUAAGACUUUUGCUGAUGAGGAAAAGAGAAUGAAGUUCCUGCGGUGGCGGAUUCAGUUCUUGGAGAGAAGUAUUAGGAAGCUUGAUUUCAGUCCUGGUGGAAUUUGCACUAUCUUUCAGGUUAGUGAUCUCAAGAAUUCGCCAGGGCCUGGGAAGAGGGAGCUAAGUAUUGCCACUAGACAAGCCUUACAAUUGCUCCAGGACAAUUAUCCCGAAUUGGUCGCUAAACAGGUGCAUUGA
Messenger RNA from Ilex paraguariensis (yerba mate), 1128 nucleotides. Lineage: Eukaryota; Viridiplantae; Streptophyta; Magnoliopsida; Aquifoliales; Aquifoliaceae. The record is from the annotation of a GenBank genome assembly.